AUGCUAGUGUCCAAGGAGUCCACUCCGCAGUGCGCCGAUUCUACCUUCUCCUUCACCUCCAAGGUAAACGUCAUUCAACUCAGCCUCUACGGUGUCCUCCCUGCGGCGCUUUUGUGUGUCGUCAUCCUCGUGAUUGUGUUGCUUUGCUGGUAUUGUCGUAAAAUCCGCCACCGCUCUUCACUCAAAGCUACCAAGCAUGCGGUCGAUCCGGAGCGUGAAAAACCUAAUGGUGAACAAACUCAAUCUUCGCCAUCUAAAGGGAACUGGGGGCUUACUUCCAGCUCCAAGAUCUCGCCGGGGCAAUCCAACGUCGGACCAGCAGCAACAUCAACAGUAACUGCAUCUGAAGAUUUCCCAUUGUUGAAGGAACCACCGCAAAGUAUAACCUUGGUUCAGAUGUCAUCCAGAGGAGACGCGUCCGUACGCAACAAACCUCCACCGGGGUCGCCUCUGAGAUCUGGCGGAGAUCUUCACAGAAUGCUUUAUGGAGUCGAUUCCACAAUUUCUCAUUCAGUCCUUUAG
This is a messenger RNA of Dibothriocephalus latus, 522 nucleotides long. The record is from the annotation of a GenBank genome assembly. NCBI's taxonomy places the organism in Eukaryota, Metazoa, Platyhelminthes, Cestoda, Diphyllobothriidea, Diphyllobothriidae.